This is a messenger RNA of Saitoella complicata NRRL Y-17804, 393 nucleotides long. Its product is annotated as oxalate decarboxylase. The record is from RefSeq and is a predicted model, not a curated record. NCBI's taxonomy places the organism in Eukaryota, Fungi, Ascomycota, Saitoellomycetes, Saitoellales, Saitoellaceae. The annotation marks the transcript as partial. The transcript has a single exon.
GAGGGGAGUGAGUUUUUGCUUGUGUUUGAUUCGGGGGAUUUCAAUGAGGAUGAUACGUUCCUCGUUACGGAUUGGCUGGCGCAUACGCCGAAGGAGGAAAUUGCCAAGGAUCCCAAUGUCAGUAUCUCUGACUUGCAAUCUUUGCCCUCGAGCGAACUCUACACCUUCCCCGGACAAGUUCCUAACACCACUCCCGAUGCAUCUCUCCCUACCUCGCCCAACGGUUUGAUCAACCCGGGCUUUUCCUUACACGCCUCCCAGGUCCCCUACACCAACCUCGCCGGCGGCCAAGUCAAAAUCAUUGACUCCCACUCCUUCCCCGUCGCAAAAACCAUCGCAAUGGCCGAAGUGAUCAUCCAACCCAGCGCCAUGCGCGAACUUCACUGGCACCCA